CGUAUACAUUCCUCACUUCUCUUCCCAUCUCCAGGCCAACUUUGUUGACAUUUCUGGAAGAAUUAAGAUCAAUGGCAUCUUCCUUAGACAUGUCACUUGAUGAUAGAAUAAAGAACAGGAGUAACAGAGGGAGAGCUAGAGGACGUGGUAGAGCCCGUUCUGGCCGUGGAGCAAGCGGGACUCUUGGUGGUGGGAGAAUGAAUGGUACUGUUAAUGGUAGAAGAAUGAUGACUGGUGCUGUUAGUGCUGGAAGAAUGACUGGUGCUGCUCGCAGAGGUCCUCUAAUGGUUAAUGCUCGGCCAUCGUCUUAUGCUAUCGCCAAGUCCAUUCGCAGAGCCAGGCCUUUUCCAUGGCAGCAUGAUUUAUUUGAAGAUAGCCUUCGAGCUGCUGGCAUACAAGGAAUUGAAGUUGGCACCAAGUUGUAUGUGUCGAACUUGGACCAUGGAGUAACCAAUGAAGACAUAAGGGAACUUUUCGCUGAGCUUGGAGAGUUGAAGCGCUAUGCUGUUCAUUAUGACAAAAAUGGGCAUCAAAGUGGUUCUGCAGAAGUUGUUUAUACUAGAAGAAGUGAUGCAUUUGCUGCUCUUAAACGAUAUAACAAUGUCCUUUUGGAUGGAAAACCUAUGAAGAUUGAGAUUGUUGGUGCCAAUGCAGAGUUACCUGUAACGGCUCGUGUGAAUGUCACUGGAGUUAAUGGGCAGAGGAAACGGACUGUUGUGAUGGCGCCAAGAGGAGGGCGAGGUGGAGGUCCUGCUGUCCCUAAUCGUGGUGCUGGCAUUGGUGCUGGUUGGGGACAUCGUGGCGGCCCCCCAAGGAGUGGGAAUGGACGAGGUCGAGGUCGGGGGCGUGGCAGGGCCGGUGUCCGAGGCCGUGGGAAAAAGGAUGCUGUUGAGAAGUCAGUCGAGCAACUUGAUAAAGAAUUGGAGAACUAUCAUGCUGAUGCCAUGCAGUUCUGAGGAAGCAGUGAAGAUAAUAACCUCGUAGUACCGGCUAAUAUUUGCCAUGUAGUAUGUCCUUGUACAAAAUCAGUAGUCUGCCGUUAUUAUAUAUCCUACACUGCUAUGAGAUGCCUACUUGUUUUGCGACAUUAUCUCGUUAGAGGCUGAAUGACUUUUAAAAGUUGUUGGAUGAUAUUUUUCCUGCUCAUUUUUAUUAUUGGUGUAAA
This is a messenger RNA of Arachis duranensis, 1165 nucleotides long. RefSeq names its product THO complex subunit 4D. Gene Ontology annotation, molecular function: mRNA binding. Gene Ontology annotation, cellular component: nucleus. The record is from RefSeq and is a predicted model, not a curated record. The transcript has 7 exons. NCBI's taxonomy places the organism in Eukaryota, Viridiplantae, Streptophyta, Magnoliopsida, Fabales, Fabaceae. Gene Ontology annotation, biological process: mRNA export from nucleus. The coding region runs from base 72 to 956 and encodes 294 amino acids.